GUGAUGUCAGUCUCUGGUUUUUCAUGCCAGUCUCAACAGAAUAACAUCAGCACCAACCAGCUCUGUGAAGGAUGGGAGUGUUCGGAGGAUGAGGGGCGGAGGAUGAAGAGGAGAGAGAAGAACAGAGUUGCAGCUCAGAAGAGCCGCAAAAGACAAACUCAGAGAGCCGACCUGCUGCACGAGGCCUGUGAGCUGCUAGAGCAGAGGAACAGGAAGUUGAGGAGAGAGGUGGAUUCUCUGUCAGAGGAGCAGCACCUGCUGACCGAAGCUCUUAGAGCCCACGAGCCCUUCUGUCCCAUCAUGCACUGCUCCUUUGCCUCCUCCACCUCUUCCACCCUGCAGCCCGAGAACAUGGCAGCCCGUUCUGUUUGAGGCAGGGAACAAAGUUUCUGAAGACGAGUUAAACUUCUGAAUGUAUCUGAGAGUUGGUGUCUCUGUAAUGCUGCAGUGAACCUCUAGAGAGCGCUGUUCACCACGCUUACACACAGUGACGAUGCAACAGGUUUGAGCUGCUGCUGAUCUGAAAUCCAGGUGAAGAGCGUCCUCUGGUGGUGCUGUUAUAGAGCUAAUCAUGUUACUGAGAGCAGACCUGAGCUGCAGCAAAUACGAAGCUAUCAGUCGAAAA
Molecule: messenger RNA, 625 nt
Organism: Neolamprologus brichardi
Lineage: Eukaryota; Metazoa; Chordata; Actinopteri; Cichliformes; Cichlidae
Gene: batf3
Product: basic leucine zipper ATF-like transcription factor 3
Biological process (GO): regulation of transcription by RNA polymerase II
Cellular component (GO): nucleus
Molecular function (GO): DNA-binding transcription factor activity, RNA polymerase II-specific; RNA polymerase II cis-regulatory region sequence-specific DNA binding
Source: RefSeq, a predicted model, not a curated record